This is a messenger RNA of Prunus dulcis (almond), 1620 nucleotides long. Its product is annotated as dolichyl-diphosphooligosaccharide--protein glycosyltransferase 48 kDa subunit-like. The record is from RefSeq and is a predicted model, not a curated record. The transcript is spliced from 13 exons. Lineage: Eukaryota; Viridiplantae; Streptophyta; Magnoliopsida; Rosales; Rosaceae. Gene Ontology annotation, cellular component: oligosaccharyltransferase complex; endoplasmic reticulum membrane. Bases 49 to 1476 code for a protein of 475 amino acids.
UGUAGGUAGUGAAGUAAAAUUCGCACGUGUGUGCAGUCCACACUGGAAAUGAACCCAACACGCGCAGAUCAACGAACGAAGUCCUUGCGCCAAAACCCGUCUUCAACGGUCAGUACCCAUCUCUGCAAAACCCUAACCACCACAGAGCUCACAGAACAGAGACCAACAAUGCCGAGCCUCUCCGUCUUCGUCACCUUAAUCUCACUCCUCCCCUUGCUCUGCCACUCAUUCUCUCCCGAAGCCCCAACCAAUCGGCGCCUCCUAGUCCUCCUCGACGACCUUUCUUUCCAAUCCUCUCACUCCAUCUUCUUCCACUCUCUCAUCUCCCGCGGCUUCGAUCUCGACUUCAAGCUGGCCGACGACCCCACCCUCUCGCUCCAGCGCUAUAACCAGUACUUGUACGACGGCCUCGUUCUCUUCUCUCCUACCGCCCACCAAUUUGGAGGAGCUCUGGAUUUUCAGGCUGUGCUUGAUUUCGUUGACUCUGGGCACGACUUGAUCUUGGCAGCUGGUGCCUCUGCAUCUGAUUUGGUUCGCAGUAUUGCAAGGCAAUGCGGGGUCGAUUUCGAUGAGGAUCCAUCAACUGUGGUUAUCGACCACACCAAUUACGCAGUGUUGGGGACCCAAGGGGACCAUACAUUGAUUGCCAGUGAUGACUUUAUUCAAUCUGAUGUGAUUCUGGGAAAGAAUAAGAUCGAGCCCCCUGUACUUUUCAGAGGGAUUGCACAUUCGUUAAGUGCUUCUAAUAGCUUGGUUUUAAAAGUUCUUUCAGCAUCUCCUUCAGCAUAUUCUGCCAACCGAAAUGCCAAAUUGUCCUAUCCUCCAUCACUCACUGGAUCAGCUAUUUCAUUAGUUUCUGUUCUGCAAGCCAGAAACAAUGCUCGGAUUUUGAUCUCAGGCUCUGUAGAUAUGUUUAGCAACCAAUUGUUCAAAUCAGCUGUGCAGAAGGCUGGAAGCUCAAAGAAAUAUGAAAAGUCUGGUAAUGAACAAUUUGUGACUGAACUUAGCAAAUGGAUCUUCCAUGAAAGGGGACAUCUAAAGGCUGUCAAUGUUAGACACCACAAAGUUGGAGAAACUGAUGAACCUGCAAUCUAUAGAAUUAAUGAUGAUCUGGAUUAUUCCAUUGAGAUAUAUGAGUGGUCUGGAAAGAGCUGGGAACCAUAUGUGGCUGGUGAUGUUCAAGUGCAGUUCUUCAUGAUGAGCCCUUAUGUGCUAAAAACUCUGGCAACUGAUCAGAAGGGACUGUACCAUACGUCAUUCAAGGUCCCUGACGUUUAUGGGGUUUUCCAGUUUAAGGUUGAGUAUAACAGGCUUGGGUACACUAGCUUAUCCCUUUCCAAACAGAUCCCUGUACGGCCUUUCCGGCAUAAUGAAUAUGAACGAUUUAUAACCACCGCUUUCCCGUAUUAUGGAGCUUCGUUUACUACAAUGGCUGGGUUUUUUAUCUUCAGCAUUGUCUUCAUGUACUACAAGUAAAUGCUGAUACACGAGAAAACUUUGCAUUGGAAUUUGGCCAUACCUCUAAAUUACUUGCCUUGAGUUUUCUUGUUAACAUUGUUUUGAGAGACUUCUGAUAGCUAAUGGCAACAAAUUGGCGUUAUCCCAAAAAUGUUGUUUGCA